UUUACUUCCUCUUCCUGGUUGCUCUAAGAGGGAGAGUGACAUGUGGUCAUGCUCUGAGGCUUAUCCACAGCCAUCCACUUGGGAACAUUGUUCAGGCAACGCUUUACACUACACUGCUUGUCAAAUGAAGAUUCUUAGAGUAAAAGGUCAACUCUACUCAGACUCCUGUAUUCAUUGACAAAGGUUUAGCUUGGUGUUUAAUCAGAGUUGCUACACUCUGCAACAGAACACUACAGUGAAAAGGCGGCACUCGAUGUUCCUAUCCGUUUGAGAUGGCAGCAAGCAACAAGUCAUCGGUAUCAAAUACCAGGAGCAACAUGACAUCAGCAUCAUCUGUAAGUGCGGCUCGUGCCAGAGCUAAAGCAGAAGCUGCUAAGGUAGGAGCAUCAUAUGCUAGCCAGGAGGCUAAAUUAAAACUGGAAAAGGUGUUAGAGAAGCAGAAAGGAAAACUAGAUAAGCUCAAAAUCAGUUGGAAACUGCUAGAAUGGAUACAGAGCUGGAAGUGCUAACAUUAAAUCGUGAAUCAGACGCAGCCAUCACUGAAGCACAGGUGUUAGAAGAUGUAGCAGAAAUGCAUGGAAAUAUAGAAAAUGUGUGCUUAAAUUGCAACAUAUUAGUGAAUAUGUUUGCUCUCAUAAUGAUCAGAAUCAGUCUACCUUUGCACCAGUAUGUGUCCCACUUGUUAAAUCUGUAGAUUAUGCAGAAUCACAAGAUCGUUUCAGAACAUGGCAUCCACCUGCAAGCUUAGCGGAAUUCCAACAUAGGAAUAGCAAGCCCAUGACUGAAACGGGUGAUGGGACACAUCCACCCACAACAAAUCUGUCUAAAGUGACCAAAGCUGAAUCAAAGACUGACAUCAAAAGGACAAACCCUCGCAAAUAUAUAGGUGCUCAGUCACAAACACCCCGGCAUAUGCUUUCAAUGAGCGUGUCACAACCACCACACCCUCUUGCACAGUAUUUGGCGUGACGUGAUGUUGUUACGUCAGGACUGUACCAAUUUGAUGAUAAGCCAAAGAAUUUCCGUGCAUGGCGGUCCUCAUCCACUAAUGCCGUGGCUGAAGUUCAACUUACAGAAACACAAGAGUUAGACCUCAUGGUUAGGAAAAGAGUCUGGACAGCAAAUAAGAUGCAUACACUUGGUGCACGUGAAUGAUGCUGGUUUGGCUCUGCGCAAGGCAUGGGAGAGACUGAAUGGCUGCUAUGGUGCCCCUGAGAUGAUUGAGAAGUCACUGUUUCAGAGACUUGACAGUUUUCCAAAAAUUAUGGCCAAAGAUCACAUCAGAUUACGUGAACUUGGGGAUUUGCUCAUGGAGAUACAAGGUGCCAAGGAGGAUGGAUAUCUCACCAGUCUGUCGUAUCUAGACACCUCCAGAGGUAUUGCACCCACAGUAGACAAGCUUCUAUAUGGGCUCCAGGAGAAGUGGGUGUCAUCUGGGUCAUGGUACAAAGAGGAGAACAACGGUUGCUUUCCUCCCUUCAAUUACUUUUGUAACUUUGUGUGUCAUGAGGCGAGGAAGCAAAAUGACCCCAGCUUUAUUCGUUUUUUUUUCUCUUUGGCUCUUGGCGAAGGCGGUCGCAUUUUUCUCCUCUCCUUUUCUCAACGAGAAGUCUGGGCUCGGGUGAGCCUGAGUGCUGAAGAUAUCUACCUUUUCGGAACCAUGAUAACAGGGUUCUUGCUGAUCGGAGCUGGCUUGGCCCUGGCUUAUCGAAGAUUAAAGAAAGCGGAAUCGACUGUUCAAAACCCCACAAGGCUGCCCGCUGGGAUUGAAUUGAUGGGACGAGUGGUGAGUUCUCAAAAUGGGCUCAUUGAGCGCAGCACGGAUAAGAUCUUGGAGAAGCUUAAGGCUGCCGUGAACACUCAGAAUAAGACCUCUGAGCGAAAAUUGAUUACACCUUGGAGAAGCCCACUGCGGUCGUGAGUUCUCAGAAAUUGCUCUUUGAGCACAAGAAGGACAACAUCACGGAGCGUAAGUUUGAUAACAUCAUGGAGAAGCUCACAGCUCUCCAACAGGAGAUUGAGAAACCAGUGUUGGACUGUUAGAACAACUCACAUGAGUUGUUCACAUUAAAGUAAAAACCACCAUCACUUCAUGCAGCUACCACUUCAGCGCCAGCUGCGGUCUCAAGGCUGGAGCUGAACAAAAACACCCUGACAACAAACUGUGCUUAGACUGUUCCUCCCUUAUGCAAGGCCACCUGGGUUGGCUGGAAGACUGUUUACUUAGUCUGGCAGGGCGAAGGACACUGUCUCAGCUGAAUUUUGGACACACACACACACACACUGAUACACACUCAUCCCCCCUCCCUUUCCGAACGCCUUCGAUGCAUGUCCCCUCCCGGGGAAGAUGGCGGUUGUAUAGGAAUUUCUUUCAUUUAGGUAUUAAUCACAUUAUUUUAUUGUAUUAACAUGUCUGACACUCAUACUGUAAGAUAAAUGGUGGGGGGUCUAGUAAGGAAGCAGACAACUCCACAGGAAAGAGUCUUUUGUCUCUUCGAGGACUCUGGGAGGUAGCAAGGGAAUGUGAAUCUUAAGGUGUGAAACAGCUGUGUACUGCCUUUUGCAAACCAAGUCUACCACCCACAAAAGCCCAACCAAAUCAGGGUAGUUUUUGAUUCCAGUGCUCAGUACUGCGGGGUCUCUCUCAAUGACGUGCUUCUGACUGGUCCCGACCUUAACAAUUCUCUCUUGGGUGUCCUUCUACGCUUCUGAAGGGAGAGAGUAGCUAUCCUCGCUGACAUCCAACAAAUGUUUCCAACGGACUCAGGCUUCACUGGCUGAAUCGAACCUCUGCUUGCACAAGUUUGUGUCAAACAGUCCAGCAGUCACUGGAGCUUUCCUGCCAGAAGAUUGUGUCCCACUCAUCAAGGAUCUGGAUUUGAGUGGGGAGACAGCACCUAUGCAGUGCAGCCUGGGUUUUCUGUGGGAGAUCAGAAAAGAUACAUUCACAUUCUCUGCAUCAACUAUUAUCAAAUCUUUCACCCGACGUGGAGUCCUCUCUAUCAUCAAUAGUGUUUUUGAUCCGAUGGGUGUGCUGACACCUGUCACAGUCCAGGGAAGAGCUCUUCUUAGGGAACUUACUUCGGAACUGACUGACUGGCAUGCACCUCUCCCAGAGGACAAGCUGAAGAAAUGGGAGAGAUUCUCUUCAAGUCCUAAAGGAGCUUCAUGUGCCACGUGCAUACACAUCAACCUCACUCCCCAAAGCUGUACACACAGAGUUGUGUGUAAUCUCGGAUGCCUCAACUAUGGUCAUUGGGGCCAUCGCUUACUUGAGAGCCAUUCAGGAGGAUGGAAAAGUGGAAGUAGGAUUUGUUAUGGGCAAAGCCAAAUUAGCACCCCAAUUUGAACCAACCAUCCCAAGGCUCGAACUCUGCGCUGCUGUCCUUGAAGUAGAAAUGGCAGAUCUCAUCCGGGAGGAGCUGGAUCUGAAAUUGGAUGCUGUCAGGUUCUACACAGACAGUAAGGUGGUACUCGGAUACAUUUGUAAUAUGACAAAAUGCUUCUACACAUAUGUCCAUAAUAGAGUCCAACGUAUCCAACAAUCUACCAGACCAGAACAAUGGCAUUAUGUACGCACGGAAGCAAACCCUGCAGACCAUGCAUCCAGAUCUUUGCCUGCAUCCCAUCUGGCACAGAGUUCUUGGUUCACCGGACCUUCAUUCCUGCAUCAGUUAUCUGCAGAAACAACACAAACUGGUGAGACGUUUGAGCUCAUCGACCUAGAAAAUGACUCAGAGAUUCGACCACAGGUACACACAUACAUUACUCAUCUGGAGGAAUGUCUCAUCAGUGUUGGAGGCGGACUGAAACAUUCUCAACUUAUGUGUGAAGAAAAGAACCCAGUAAUCCUACCUAAGGACAGCCACGUUUCCUUACUGCUCGUAUGACAUCACCAUGAGCAGGUGAGACAUCAGGGUCGACAUCUCACAGAAGGCGCAGUAAGGGCAGCUGGACUGUGGAUUUUGGGUGGUAAGCGACUAAUCAAUUCAGUCCUACACAAAUGCGUAAUCUGCCAGAAGCUGGGUGGGAGACCGGAAGAACAACGUAUGGCUGACUUACCAAGGGAACAUCUCAAGGUUUGCCCUCCCUUCACAUACGUUGUUUUUGACGUCUUUGGGCCUUGGUCUGUUGUAACCAGACGCACCAGAGGAGGACAGGCAGAGAGCAAACGGUGGGCCAUGAUGUUUAGUUGUUUGAGUUCAAGGGCCGUCCACAUUGAGCUGAUUGAGUCUAAGGACACAUCUAGCUGUAUAAACGCUCUUAGGUGUUUCUUCACUGUCAGAGGCCCUGCAAAGGAACUCCAGUCUGAUUGUGGGACCGACUUCAUUGGAGCUAGCAAGGAGUUGGAGAUGGACAAUACUGUACAGGGGUACCUCAGCAAGCAAGGAUGUAGCUGGAACUUCAGACCCCCACAUGCUUCCCACAUGGGAGACUCAUGGGAACGGAUGAUUGGUGUUGCCAGGAGAAUCCUUGAUUCAAUGCUCUUGCAGCAAAAGAGUCGCCUAACCCAUGAAGUGCUGUCAAUGCUAAUGGUAGAAAUCACAGUUAUCAUCAAUGCACGUCCACUCCUACCUGCGUCUACAGACCCACACCAACCUUUCAUUCUUUCACCUGCCACGCUCCCCACACAGAAAUCAGGAGUUCCACCUCCUCCUGGAGAUUUCACAGAUAAGGACGUCUUCACAAAACAAUGGAGGCAGGUUCAAGCGCUUGCAAACCAGUUUUGGGCCCGUUGGAGCAGAGAAUACCUACCAUCCUUACAACAAAGACAAAAACGGACAGUGACACGCAGAAACCUUCAGGUUGGGGAUCUGUUUCUCCUCAGGGACAAUUGGACUGUCUGCAACUAUUGGCCCAUGGCUAUACUCACAGCAACUUUUCCUGGGAAGGAUGGACAUGUGAGAAAGGUUGAGGUAAAAACGACUGACCAAGGUGACACAAGAACCUUCCUAGGGCCAGUUGCAGAAGUAGUUCUUCUUCUGCCUAAGGACUGAUUUAAGGACUGUUGUUUGGACUCAUUCAAGUUCAUAGUGGCCUCACAUAGGCCAGGCGGCGAGUGUGAUGCCUCAAAGGCAUUUAUGUUCAUUUAUCUUUAAUGUUUGCUUAUUAAUUCAUUUCC
This is a messenger RNA of Haplochromis burtoni (Burton's mouthbrooder), 5122 nucleotides long. RefSeq lists its product as uncharacterized. Gene Ontology annotation, molecular function: nucleic acid binding. Gene Ontology annotation, biological process: DNA integration. The coding region runs from base 4050 to 4997 and encodes 315 amino acids. The transcript has 2 exons. The record is from RefSeq and is a predicted model, not a curated record. NCBI's taxonomy places the organism in Eukaryota, Metazoa, Chordata, Actinopteri, Cichliformes, Cichlidae.